AUGGAGCUGAUCAGAUCAACACAAUUGGCCACAUACACACGGCCCAAGAGCAGCAACUUCCUGCCAGCCAUCUCCACAACAGUAUCCAGCUACAGAAGCCUCCAGCCGACCCUCACCACCAACCAGAACUCCAACUGGAAGACGAACAUGUACUUCAGGAGCGGGAGUGCCAUUCCCUCCAUUGUCCCCGUAUCUCAAAGAGAAAACCUGGACCUAGUUCGAGUUAAGCCUACGUUCUACCCAUCCAACAGGACUGCACUAAUGACCCGCUAUACACCAGAUGACUGGUACAAGUCCAACCAGAACAACUACCGAGAUUCAGAGUCCUCCAGGAAGAGUGCAGAGAGGCUGAGGAAAGACACAAUCCGGUUGAUCCAGGACCGGGAUCAGCACACACGCAAGACUCAGGAGAACACCAGCAAGAACCUGGGGGAGAGGCUCAACGAUAUCAGCUUCUGGAAGUCUGAGUUGGGUCAUGAAAUUGACAACAUGGUGACAGAGAUAGCAGCUCUGACAGAGGUGAAAAGAAGACUGGAGAGAGCGCUUGCUGAGACCGAGGGGCCACUGCAGGUGUCUCAGGAAUGUUUGUUUCAUCGAGAGAAGAGGAUGUCCAUCGACCUGGUACAUGAUGGUGUCGAAAAAGACCUGAUCAAGGAAGUGGAGGUAAUUAAAUCAUGUCAGGAGAGAAUGAGGAGGAGUUUGGACAAAGCCAUUGCACAGCUGGCAUCAAAUCGAUCAGCGCAGCAUGAACUGGAAAGAGAUUUAAGUGAUAAGGUUAGAGCUCAGCGUAUAGACGACAGGUGUCAUCAGAUGUGCAACGCCUCAGACGGCAUCAGCUACUACAGAGGCAUCGAGCGUCUGGAUCCCUCUCUGAGCUUGCCUGACUCAUGGUCAAAGUUCACCGAUGACAACAUCCUGCAUUCCCAGAGUCAACGUGCGGCAUCACACAAACUCCGUGAUGAGAUCGAGGUGCUGCUCAACAUCACCUCGAAUGAGAUGUGGAACCAGUUCAACACCGUUAACGUAUCCUUCACCAACCGCAUCUCUGAAAUGGCUGAUACCAAGAACAGCCUGCAGGUUCACUUGGCUAAGACCCUUCAGGAGAUCUACCAGACCGAGAUGCUCAUUGAUACCUUGAAAAAGGUGAUUCGUGAUAAGGAGAACCCUCUCAAAGUGGCUCAGACACGUCUGGAGGAGAGAACCCGUCGACCUAAUGUGGAACUCUGCAGAGACAAUCCUCAUCAUAGGUUGGUGAGUGAAGUGAGGGAGAUUGAGAACACAAUUCAUAUUUUGCAAGAACGCCUAGCAGAGGCUGAAAACACUCUGCAGAACUUGGUGAAGACCAAAGUCGCUCUGGAGCAUGACCUCUCCAUCAAGGCCAACUCACUCUUCCUGGAUCAGGAGAAAUGCAUGAGCAUGAGGAAGAGUUUUCCCAGCACCCCACGCUUGGUGGGAUAUACUUAG
Molecule: messenger RNA, 1464 nt
Organism: Neoarius graeffei (lesser salmon catfish)
Lineage: Eukaryota; Metazoa; Chordata; Actinopteri; Siluriformes; Ariidae
Gene: tekt3
Product: tektin 3
Exons: 7
Coding region: 1-1464 (487 amino acids)
Biological process (GO): cilium assembly; cilium movement involved in cell motility
Cellular component (GO): nucleus; microtubule cytoskeleton; sperm flagellum
Source: RefSeq, a predicted model, not a curated record